AAAAAACACACUAACAAGGUUCACAGAAGAGGAUUGGUAGAUCAAAGACAAGCUGGUGUUUAUAAGUACAGUUCACAGACAAGACCAGCUUUACUGCCAACAUGAAGCUUCUAUUGAUUUUCGGACUGGUGGCUGCAGCGCUCGCUGACAUCACUCGCUUUGAGGGAGACAAAGUCUUCAGACUGAAGCCCAGGCUGAAUGAACAUGUGAUCUUCAUUAAGGAGCUGGCUAACAGCAUUGAAGUCGACAUGUGGAGCCCCGAGAGCUCUGAGCAGGUGACCAUCAACAWCGAUGUGGACAUCCACAUACCGGCCAAGUACCUCGACAUGGUCUACACCAUGUUGGGGCAGAGCGGCGUGGAGUAUGAGACUCUGAUUGAGGAUGUUCAGGUUGUUAUCGAAGGCCAGGCUGAGAGCAGAGGGUCUCCCAGAGCCCACAGUUACACCAAGUACAACACCUGGAGUGACAUCCAAGACUGGAUGAACGCCAUGUCCUCCUCCAACCCUAGUCUGAUCAGCAAGCAAGUGAUUGGAAACACAUUUGAGGGCCGCCCCAUGACUCUCCUGAAGCUUGGAAAGACAUCGAGCUCUGCUAAACCUGCCAUCUUCAUGGACUGUGGUAUCCACGCCAGAGAGUGGAUCUCUCCUGCUUUCUGCCAGUGGUUCGUCAAAGAGCCCUCGGAGCCUCCAGUAACCCCUGCAGUGACACCUUCUGUGGCUACUCUCCUGAGUCAGAGAUUGAGGUGAAGAACGUGGCCGACUUCAUCCGAAGGAACAAGUCCACCAUCAAGGCCUACCUCACCAUGCACUCUUACUCUCAGCUGCUGCUUUUCCCAUACUCCUACAAGUAUGGGCUGGCUGCAGACCACAGUGAGCUGUUGAAGGUUGCCCUGGGAGCUGCUGCUGCUCUGGAGGGUCUGCAUGGUACUCCCUACACCAGUGGACCUGGAGCUACCACUAUCUACCCCGCUGCAGGAGGCUCUGAUGACUGGGCUUACGACCUGGGAGUGAAAUAUUCCUACACCUUCGAGCUGCGAGACACCGGYCGUUACGGCUUCCUGCUGCCCGAGUCCCAGAUCAAACCCACAUGCGAGGAGACCAUGCUCGCCGUCAAGUACAUCGCYGCCCACGUGCAGGAGAACCUCUAUUAGGGAGCAGCCGAGACCCCUGCCCCCAGCCCUUCCAACCCCUCCUAGCCAUCCUCGGCCYGUAACCAUGGACACGGGCACCACCCGCCAUGUUUUCUCGCUGUGUUUGACAGAACGUCAAGAUGAGUGCAAACAAUAAAAUCAAUGAUCCAUCCCCACA
Messenger RNA from Austrofundulus limnaeus, 1307 nucleotides. RefSeq names its product carboxypeptidase B1 (tissue) (gene cpb1). Gene Ontology annotation, molecular function: metallocarboxypeptidase activity; zinc ion binding. The record is from RefSeq and is a predicted model, not a curated record. Gene Ontology annotation, biological process: proteolysis. Lineage: Eukaryota; Metazoa; Chordata; Actinopteri; Cyprinodontiformes; Rivulidae.